Molecule: messenger RNA, 1462 nt
Organism: Salvelinus sp. IW2-2015
Lineage: Eukaryota; Metazoa; Chordata; Actinopteri; Salmoniformes; Salmonidae
Gene: f8a
Product: coagulation factor VIII associated
Biological process (GO): vesicle cytoskeletal trafficking
Cellular component (GO): early endosome
Molecular function (GO): protein binding
Source: RefSeq, a predicted model, not a curated record
ACGAAUCGAAACGCGUCUCCCAUCUCUACUUCCUGGUUUGGUUUAUUUACGUUUUUCAUCUAUUGUUGACCAUGGCAGCGGAGGGGGACUUUCUGAUGAGAUAUCGUGCUGUAUCAAAUAAAUUGAAAAAACGUUUUCUUCGGAAACCCAAUGUAGCAGAAGCAAGUGAGCAGUUUGGUCAGUUGGCUAAAGAGCUGAAGCAGCAAGACUGUCUUCAGUAUGCAGCCUUCUGUGACCUUGCAAUGGCAAGGUGUGAGCAGACUCUUUUCAAUGCUCCUGGGGAGGCCCUGGCCUUGACCGACGCUGCCCGGCUCUUCCUGCUCUCUGAGAAGGAGAACAGAGCACUACAAGCCCCAGGCUUCGACGAGCACCUGCAGGCCGCACUCAACUGCUACAGCUUUGCCAUCAAGGUUUACAUUGAGAUGAACCAGCCUGUCAUGGCCGCCAGUCUAUCUCUGGAACUUGGCAAUGCCCUCAAGGAGAUGAACAGACCAGGUGAGGCCAUAGUUCACUACCAGAGAGCAGCAGAACUACAGACACAGCAGCCAAUUGAGUCUCUGCUGUCUAUGGGAGAGAUGGCCACCUGCAAAAUACUCACCCGUGACUAUGACGGCGCGCUGGCCGUGCUGACAGAGAUGCAGCUGAUGUGUCAGGAGAGGGGACUGCAACUGCCCGGCACCAGCACCCCCGUUGGUGCAUUUCUGGACAUUGUGGCCAAGUGUGAGAUUUCCAGAGUACUUUUGCUGAUGCUGCUUGAGCCUCCUCCCCAGAAGUUGUUGCCAGAGCAUGCCCAGACCCUGGAGAGAUACGCCUGGGAGUCGUUUGACCCUCAUAGUCAGGUGACCUUCCUACCUGAGAAUGUCUUCCUGCUSCUGCAGUCAGUUGUGAUGGCCUGCCAGGAAAAAGACACAGAGUCCCUCAAGUCUCUUCAACCUGAACUCUGGCCUCUUCUAUCAGCAGAGCAGAACCACCUCCUUCACCUGGUGGUGCAAGAGCGGAUCACCCCCUCUGGACAGGGGAUUUAGUACAGUUCAGAUCAACUCACUACACCCCCUCGGAAUGACACAUAAUGGAACAUUCCUGUCUCGGUCUGUUGUAGGGCCUCUUGAAUAAUGUUUUGGUGGGGUUGCAUUCACAAACACAUUUUGCGUCUUUUCUAAAAAUGUGGGAACCGGACCAAGCAUGUCAUUGUGAAGGACAUACUGUACAUCUUACUGCAUCCCCUGUUAUGCCUAUUAGUGGUCGCAGGAUUGCUCUCGUGGUGAAGUCUUGCAUCAAAUAGUUAUUUAUUGGAAAUAUGUUGAAUAGAUGAAAUAUGAAAAAUAUGCUUUUUUMGUAGCGUUUUUAUUUUGUUAAUAAAUUGUAUAGUCUGAACACACAUGGCUUAAAUUCCAAUGUAAUUACAAAACAGAAUCCCUCUACUGCAUUAUAAUAAAUGGUGAUAUUACAUACACCGCAUUGA